Messenger RNA from Rhineura floridana, 3285 nucleotides. RefSeq names its product 3-hydroxy-3-methylglutaryl-CoA lyase like 1 (gene HMGCLL1). Gene Ontology annotation, biological process: ketone body biosynthetic process; L-leucine catabolic process. Gene Ontology annotation, cellular component: endoplasmic reticulum; cytosol. The record is from RefSeq and is a predicted model, not a curated record. NCBI's taxonomy places the organism in Eukaryota, Metazoa, Chordata, Lepidosauria, Squamata, Rhineuridae. The transcript is spliced from 9 exons. Gene Ontology annotation, molecular function: hydroxymethylglutaryl-CoA lyase activity. The coding region runs from base 264 to 1298 and encodes 344 amino acids.
AAGCUGCAGCAUCACAAGGCGGCAGCGAUGCCGGCCCUGAGAACUCCCGGCAGCCCCUCUCAGCCAAUCCAAUGCGCCGCUCGCACCUGGGAUUCCGCGGACUGGCUGAGGCGGAUGCGAUCCCUUCGCUGCUCCGAGUCUUGGUUCCGGCGGGGAGAUCUGCGUGGCGACGAUAGCGAUGGCUUGUCGCGGCAGCGGGAGGACGAGGCGACGGUGGCGACGACGACCUUGAGGAGGGUAGCGAGCAGUCGCCGGCCUGGGCCAUGGGCAACAUGCCGUCGGCGCUCAAGCACUGCCUCAGCUACCAGCAUCUCCUCAAGGAGCAGCUAUGGAUUGGCGAAGCUGCAGCGCAGCCUAUAGCUCUGCAACAUCCGGGGCAGGAAUUGCUCACAAGUGGAUUUCCUGAAUUUGUUAAAAUAGUAGAAGUUGGCCCAAGGGAUGGAUUGCAAAAUGAAAAGGCUAUAGUCCCUACAGAUGUCAAAAUUGAAUUAAUCGAUCGACUUUCCAAAACGGGUUUGCCUGUCAUAGAAGUGACAAGCUUUGUUUCUUCAAAAUGGGUACCACAGAUGGCAGAUCAUACAGAAGUAAUGAGAGGAAUAGAAUGCUAUCCUGGAGUCCGCUAUCCAGUACUUACCCCUAAUCUUCAAGGUUUCCAUUCUGCUAUUGCUGCUGGGGCAACAGAAGUGUCAGUCUUUGGUGCAGCAUCUGAGUCCUUCAGCAAAAUGAAUAUUAACUGCAGCAUAAAAGAAAGCAUGGAAAGAUUUGAAGAUGUUGUUAGAUUGGCAAGAAAGAUGGACAUUCCAGUACGAGGGUAUGUGUCUUGUGCGUUGGGAUGCCCUUAUGAAGGAAAUAUUGAACCAGCAAAAGUUGCAGAAGUCUCCAAAAGACUGUACAGCAUGGGCUGUUACGAGAUAUCCCUGGGAGACACCAUUGGUGUGGGGACACCGGGCAGUAUGAAACGAAUGCUGGAGUCUGUUAUGAUGGAGGUCCCGGUGACAGCUAUUGCAGUGCAUUGUCAUGACACAUAUGGCCAGGCUUUAGCCAAUAUCCUUACAGCGAUGCAGAUGGGAGUUCAUGUGGUGGAUUCUGCUGUUGCUGGUUUAGGAGGUUGCCCCUAUGCAAAAGGUGCCACAGGAAAUGUAGCCACAGAAGAUGUGAUAUAUAUGCUUAAUGGCUUAGGAAUCAAUACGAGGAACAAAUGUAUCCUGGAAGUAUGCUCUGGCCCACAAAAGUGUACGUCGUGUGUGUUCAUCUUUAAGAAGCCACAGGAUUUUGUUGGGUUUGCUUCCAUUGACUGACAAAAUUACUCUUCUGCAAACAUGCACGUAUGCAUGCGUGUACGGGUGUGUGUUCUGGUACACCAUGAUGAAGAAAGAUUCUCCAUCCUGGUAUAACACAUUAAAUCAAUAGCCUUGGCUCAAGAGUCACAUCACUUUUUCCUGAGACAUGAUAAUAUGAUAAAUAGCAUGUGAAGUUCAUAUUUCAGAAUAAAUAUUUGCCAUGCUUGGUGCCAGCUCCAGGUUUUGGGGGCACCCAUCCCUAAGUGAGCCUACCACCCUCACCACUAUUAUUACCAGCUGCUCUCCUCCUCCUCCUCCUCCUCUUCAUUCAUACCCCCUGCUUGCUUGUCAGGCAGGGAGCCAUUGAGGAAGCAGGCAGUGGCAGCUACUCUUCCUCUUUCUCGCCUUGCUCAUCACCUUGCUCACUUCCUCAGUGGCAGAGGAAGAGAUGGGUGAACAAGCAGCUUGCCAUAGUGAAGAGGAGGAACUAUUGUUAGUGGGCCCUUUCUGGGGUAUGGACCCCGGCACGUGGCCAACCAUGCCAACACUUGACACCAUUCCUAACCAUGCUAAAAUGAUGCAAAGGGGCCCAAUAUGGGCUUGAAAACAUACAUGAGAAUUGGGACUGAGACACACGAAAGCAUAGCAAGCAAGGGACACAAUGACAUUCCAUGGAAAUGUGUGUGCUGUUUAUUUCUAAAGCUGAAUGCCAGCCCACUAGCCAUGUACAGUUGCCCAUAAAUUUUAAAAAUCAAUUUGGACACACUUUGAACAUCAGCUUUGUAUUUGUUUCCUGCCUUAGAUUGGCAAAAAAUACGGGGGUUGUUGCGCAGGCCUGUAUUAAGUGGAUCUUACUACCAUAUCUUCAGCUGUUAUUUUAAACCACAUUAGCCAACCUGCAGAGUUCUAAAGAUAGUAAGUAUAUUCUUACAUCUUAAUCAAGCUGAUUUUUUAGUGUUGUAUAAAUAUUUGCAGCAGUCAAUUAGGUCCAUCAUUGUGUGUGGUCUCGCUGUUACACAUUUUAUUAUUCCAGAUUACCUCUUUUCAUUUGCCAAGUCAAUUAUACUCCGAACAGGGAGCCAAACCCGGAUUUGCUAUGAGUAGCAUUUUUGUAAUGUUUUACUAUAGUUGACAUCUGUUAAGUAUAUGAAUGACUUUAUCUUGUUCCAAGAAUUUGUAGCAAAUGGCAGCCUGCCAUGUUUUGCAAAUUUAUGGCGCCCUCCUAUAGAUGUUACAUAUACUAAAUUCAUUGCAAUCUGUUUUUCUUUCUUCUUCUGUUUUAAUCUUGAGCAAUAAGCAGUAGGGAAAAUACCACUUAGCCCUGCUGCUGUCCAAUUUCCAUCUUUUUAAUAGGGGAGUGCAGGGCUGGUAUGUGAGCUUACUGAAAGAGCGGAAGUUGCACAGUAGCUGUGUUUGUUGGAUCACUCCCAUACAUAAUUCAGGCCAAAUUAAAUGUUAUGUUAGCCACACAAUUUACAAUUGUUUGAUUUAAAAACAAACAAACAAAUAGCACCCACAAUUUGGAUUGGGAUCAUGGUGUAGAGAAGGAUAAUGCCCACCAUGGUUCUGAUUUUGAUCAGGGGCUCCCAACAGCCACUACUUGUCUCCCUCCCCCUUCAUCAAGCAGAGGAAAAUGUCCACACAGUGCUUCUUGCAGGAAAAAAUGAGUAAGAUUGGACAAUUGUUUUCCCAUUUACACUUGUAAAUUAUGAGUGAUAUCCAACUAAGUCGUAGAGUAGACCCACUGAAAUCUCAAUGGACUUACGUAAUUUAUUUCAGUGGGUCUACUCUGAAUAUGAUGAACAUAACUAUAAUUUUUAUUCGGCAUACAUCCACUGUUGUAAUGGUGGGUCAAGAGAGUGCCUCUUAUCUGAAGUGAAAGUAUUAUUUAUGGCUUCUCCUUUUGUGGAAUUUUGUAAGAUGAUUAUUAGAGCGAAAUGCAUUUGGGUGCAGUCAGAGGAGCUGCACAAUCAUAUUUAAAUCAAUAAAGCUGAUUUAAAAAUAA